Rotaria sordida is the source of this 681-nucleotide messenger RNA. The record is from the annotation of a GenBank genome assembly. Lineage: Eukaryota; Metazoa; Rotifera; Eurotatoria; Philodinida; Philodinidae.
AUGUCCGACUACCAAAAUCAAUUGGAAGAGAAAAAGCGACAUUUACGCAAUCGCUGGACAAGUAGAAUUGAAGAAACUAUUACGAAAUUUGUUCAAGACUAUAAGAUUAUUCUAUAUCAAAUACCUAUUGAAAAAGAAAUCAUCCGUAUUGAAUAUGAUUUCUUUGAUCGAUUAUCCGAACUUGAAUUUUACAGUGAAAAUUCAAAUGUGUAUCAAAAACAACUAUUUCAAUAUCUUACACAAAAGAAAUUUGAUAUGGAGAAAUCAAAACUAGAACUUGCUCUAUUAAAACAGCGUAUCACUCAUAAUCAUCUACCAACAUCAUUUGAUAAACUCGACAUAUCGAUACCUACUCCAAUACAUAAAAUAAUGGAUACGGAGACAGCUCAAUCUCUAAAAGGUCGAUAUGAUAAAAUUUUACAACGAACAAAAGUUGAUAUGAUGCAGGUUUAUGUUGAAGCUGCUGAAUUUCGAGCAAAUCAAUAUCGAUUACAGUUUAAUAAUGCAAUGAAUAAACUAAAAGAAAAUGAAUCUACACAUCUAUCCGAUAGAAUAUUAACUAAAGUUAUGUUCGAUAUUAUGAUAAAACGUUUCAACAAUAUUAGUGAACAUCUUGUAUCUGUCUACAAAUUAAAAGUUCGUGCUUUCACCAAACUUCGGACAGACAAGAAAUCCAAUUGA